This is a messenger RNA of Myotis brandtii (Brandt's bat), 949 nucleotides long. RefSeq lists its product as uncharacterized. Bases 1 to 909 code for a protein of 302 amino acids. The record is from RefSeq and is a predicted model, not a curated record. The transcript is spliced from 5 exons. Lineage: Eukaryota; Metazoa; Chordata; Mammalia; Chiroptera; Vespertilionidae.
AUGUCUGAAGCGGUCCUCCUUCCAGAACCUUCUGGAGAUGACACAAGUGCCAGGCAGAGGGCAAAGCUUCAACACAGCAGGACAAAGAGGGCUACUGAGAUACAAGGCACAAACUUCCUUUGCACGCAGCACAACGGCCUCUACAGUGUUUUUAAACAGGACGAGCGUGCGCGAGUCAUCGCGAUUUCCUCAGGACACCCCUGGAGGCGGGGCCGAGUGGGGCGACUCGGGGCACACGUGGGUGACUUGGGGCGCGGUGUCUGGCCCCGGCCGGGGCGUGGCGGCUCGGGAGGGACCCACCGCGCCGACCCCUGUUCGGGAAAGGGUGCCCUGCGGUGGGAGGCGCGGGGGUCCUCGCACUCUGUUGGGCUCCCUGUUCCCGACCCUCUGCCCCGCUCCUCGCUGUCGCCAGGGUGCCCCCCCUUGGUGGCCCGGCAGAGGGCGCCAGCGCCCGAUGGUCGUGCGGGCGGGCAGAGGGAGGGGACUCGCGCGAGCCUCCAGGUAAGGAGCGCAGUGAAUCACUCGGAGACCGGACCGCUCCUCCGAGAAAGGAGGCGGGGAGUGGCGGCGGCGCUGUGGAGGAGUCGGGCCGGCACCGUGGCGCUGUGGAAAAGUCAGGGUGGCGAACCGCUGUCGGCGGGAAGCGGUGAAUCUGCCCAGCGGAGGGCUGGGGAGCGCUCGGGAAGAGCUUUGAACAUGGAGGGGUACCCUCAGGGUCAGGAUUGGAGCAGGUUGGCUGUUGGAAGCAGUGGGAAAGGAUGUUUUCAGUCUGCCUUGAGCCAGAGCUGCAGGGAUAACAUCCAGGCGUGGUUUACUUUCCUGCUUUGUCCAUCUCCACCACUGAAUGUAAUGAAGGAAGAAGGAAGCUGGAGAGCCUUUUUGUGUAAAGGAUGUGCAGUGGGCAUCUAGACUAUGCCACUGUCAUAUAAAGGAUAUAUAGUUUAUUGUU